This is a messenger RNA of Hippocampus zosterae (dwarf seahorse), 2690 nucleotides long. RefSeq lists its product as uncharacterized. Lineage: Eukaryota; Metazoa; Chordata; Actinopteri; Syngnathiformes; Syngnathidae. The coding region runs from base 137 to 1294 and encodes 385 amino acids. The record is from RefSeq and is a predicted model, not a curated record. The transcript is spliced from 7 exons.
CACACAGGGGAGGGAAGGGCUCUCCAACAGGAGCAGUUCUGGGAAGUUCUGUGACUUCUCUUGUAGUUAGCUUUAGCUUUAGCUUCGAGAGCACACUCGUCGCUGCCUCGUCGCGUUCGGCGGCGACAAGCUACUCAUGGCGUGGACGUGCUUGACUCCUUGCCUCGUCACCUUCUUCGUCUUGGGAAUCGCAUCGGCCCACGUGGCGCCGCCAAGCGAUGUGAUUCUUUACUGCGGCAACCUGGUCACCAAGGUGGCGUGGCGCUACGACAACCCGCCCGCGGGACUGCGAUACCGGGUGGACAUCGGCAAGGUGUUCAACUCCCAGGGUGACGUCGGUCCGCUGUGGGUGUACCCACCCGACCUCCAGGCGGACUUGUCCUUCCUGUCGGACCAGACGGAGGACUACUUCCUGGCGGUCACCGCCGUCCUCGGGGAGGAGGAGUCGGAGGCGGCUCCCGGCGAUGGCAUCACCUUCAGCUACUACAUGGACUCCCCCGCCACUCAGAAAUGUUCUUUGGACCUCCCCCCUGCAACCGUGUCGGAUCAGCAGGAUAACUCGGUCCUGAUCAGCUUCCAGCAUCCGUGGCUCAAGUACUGGCAGGGGAGGAUGUGGAGGCACGAGAAGCUCGACAACCCUCUGCCCGUCUUCAAAUACGACGUCACCCUCGACAAAAAGCAGUUUGCCGACCUGCGCUGCGCGGAGAAGACGUGCGAGCACACGCUGCCCGUGGACGCCGGCCAGGCGAAACACUGCGCCACCAUCAGGGGGGAGCUGGAGAGGGUCAGCGUUCACGGCACGCAGGACUACUGCGCGCUGCCCGUGCAGGACAACAAACACAUCAUCAUUGCUGUGGUGGUGUCGCUGUUGGUCCUGGCUGUGGUCUCCAUCAUCCUCCUCUUGGUCUUCCUGAAAAAGACCAAAUCCUCAUCCGAUUUGCCGCCCUCACUGGCCUCAAAGCGCUUCAACAGAAUCGUCGAGGAGGAGAGGCCCGACGUGUCCCUGCCGGUUUCUGACUCGUCCACGCCGCUGGUGAUGGUGGAGGGCACGACGGCCGUGUCACCCAUCGAUUCGGAAGCACUCGGAGAGCCGGAGCCGUCCGAAAGGGGCGACGCGAGCGACGCGAGCGACGUGAGCUACGCGGCCGAGGAAGAGCAGCGGCAGGCGUACAUGGGCGGCGAGCAAAUGCAGGAAGACGAGGACACGGCCACCUCGGAGGUACACGCGUAUGAGAGACGCCAGAUCUUUGUCGGCCUGUCGCCCGGCGAGACCAUCGAGGGCUAUCGCAGCUGAAGGGGUGACUUUUCUUCAAAGGGCGCCGCUUAGAUCUUAGCGCCUUAGCAUAGCAUCGGUUGUUAGCAUCAACAAGUCAUCGCUGCUCGCCCGUCCAACCAAACUCCCAACGCAGCUUUGCUUACCUUUUGGAUUGAACGUGACGGCGACGGCGGCGUUUUUCCGACGGCGUAUCUUGAAAGUGGCUCCCGAGCCUCGCUGAUCAAGUCGCGGGCGAAAUCAGAUCUGUGAACCAGUUUACUAUGAUUGCUAAAUCCAAUCAUUCAUAUUUGCACCUCUGUUGUCUUUGAAGUGGUUAGAUGUUGCGCCAAGCCGUAGUCAGACGCUCGUAUUAUUUAUUAACCCCCGCCCCCCCUCCAAGACUUGUCUCACACUGGAUACUUUUCGAGCUGCCAUUGGCCCUCCACUUCCCUGUUCUGUCAUUUAACGAUGAUAUUUGCACGUAGACGGCGAGAGUAGCUUUUUUUUUAAAAAUCCUUUCCUCAAUUCAAUGUUUUUAUUACGGGGGGGGGGGCAAAAUGUGCAAAUCGGGCCGGCACGUGUGUACCGCAGACCCGGCGGCUGAAGAAGUGUGACACGAGGGCUGACAUUUCAGGUCUUCUUCCCCCCGGAAGCAAACGCGACACGCUGGGAUGCCCGGCAGUGAAGCUCGCCUUCCUCUUUACGGGCGACGUCGCCUGCAGGGCGGAAGUGCGGCCGGGCGCGCGCUUCCAGUAACCCGCUUCGCGGGUCGCACUCCGCCUCGUCCGCCGUCCCAUCGUUUUUGUAUUUUUAUUUAUAGAUUUUUGCCAAGUCACCAUUUCUCACGAAUGGAGUCCGUGUUGAAAAAAAACAAAACAAAACACAAUUCGCAUCUGUAAUAUUCAAACAUUUGUCGCAUGUGUAUUUGCAACAAUGGUGAAAGUUGAACAUUUGUCGUCCGGAUGUUUUCAAAAUGUAUUUCAUAUUGGUUGAGAUCAUUGUGUGAAGUCGUCGACAAAAAUAUUUUACGUCUUCCAUCCUAUUUAAGGAUCGGACCUUAACCCCUAAGCCUCGGCCUUAUCCUAAUCCUAACCCCCUAUCCUCAAACCUCUCACUUUUUUUCUUUUUUUUUUGUCACUGGAAUGCGACUGCUUCUUGUUUACGUCCAAAUUUCAUGAAAGGACACUUUCGAAGUGAUUUUUCUCUUCUUGCGUCGAUAACUGCUCCAAACAAGGCGUUUGCAGGAAUACGCCACGUUCCGAUGGCAUGACUCGCCGUGUCUUAUGUGAUAUUAUCGCAUUUCGUUCGUUUAUGUUAAGCGUUCUGUAAAGCGCUUUGUGCUAUAAAAUGUGACUGAAUAUAGGUCAAGAAAAGCCUACCGGAACAGCUGAAGUUAACACGGCCAAUCCUAAAUAAAAUCACUUUGGCAAGUGUG